UUUUGCCAAAUUCAGGGUAAAAAUAAUCCGGUUUUGCUAAUUUGGACGAUUUUGAUACUUUGUGCUAAGUUCGGGGAUAAGGUGAUCAUUUGUUCAAAUUUCAUCAUACUGAUCGUAUCGUUGACACUGAGAAACAGUUGAGUAGUUGUUUUAGACGAGGCGCUCAAAUUUAGGUGACAGAAAAGUGAAAAUGUGGAUUGCCGGUUGCCUAUGGUUAGCUUCCGCCGCCAUUUUGAGUGCCGCUUCGUCGGAUGAUGCUGAGUUUGGUUCCGCUCGUGUCGUUUUUCAGACUAACUAUGGAGACAUUGAGUUUGGAUUUUAUCCUAAUGUGGCGCCCAAAACUGUGGAGCACAUUUACAAGCUAGUUAGACUUGGAUGUUACAACACGAAUCAUUUUUUUCGGGUUGAUAAAGGAUUUGUUGCACAAGUGGCAGAUGUAGUGGGAGGAAGAUCAGCUCCAAUGAAUGAGGUGCAAAGAAGAGAAGCUGAAAAGACGGUAAUCGGCGAAUUUAGUAAAGUUAAGCAUGUUCGAGGCAUUCUCUCAAUGGGCAGAUAUUCUGAUCCAAAUAGUGCGUCGUCUUCGUUUUCCAUGCUUCUUGGUGAUGCUCCUCAUCUUGAUGGCCAGUAUGCAAUUUUCGGUAAAGUUACUAAAGGGGAUGACACUCUCACAAAGCUUGAGCAGCUGCCUACUCGCCGUGAGGGAAUUUUUGUGAUGCCAACUGAACGCAUCACAAUUCUUUCCUCAUAUUACUAUGACGCAGUGAUGGAGGCAUGUGAAGAGGACAGAUCAAUCUUGAGGCGAAGACUCGCCGCCUUUGCUAUUGAAAUUGAGAGAGAGAGAAUGAAAUGUUUCCCAUGAUUUCACAAAAAGAUCUGGAUCAACAACCGCUACUACACUUGACGUAAGUUAUAAUAGGGCUCCUUAUUGUUUAUGUACAAUAUUAAAAAGAAAUGUAUAUUACUUCCAAAGAAAUAAUCUUUAUCCUUUUUGAAUAUUUUAAUUGAAGGCUGUUUUGUGUA
Molecule: messenger RNA, 1020 nt
Organism: Mercurialis annua (annual mercury)
Lineage: Eukaryota; Viridiplantae; Streptophyta; Magnoliopsida; Malpighiales; Euphorbiaceae
Product: peptidyl-prolyl cis-trans isomerase CYP23
Exons: 8
Coding region: 191-859 (222 amino acids)
Biological process (GO): protein peptidyl-prolyl isomerization
Molecular function (GO): peptidyl-prolyl cis-trans isomerase activity
Source: RefSeq, a predicted model, not a curated record